This is a messenger RNA of Andrographis paniculata, 1007 nucleotides long. RefSeq lists its product as uncharacterized. The coding region runs from base 217 to 900 and encodes 227 amino acids. Lineage: Eukaryota; Viridiplantae; Streptophyta; Magnoliopsida; Lamiales; Acanthaceae. The transcript has 2 exons. The record is from RefSeq and is a predicted model, not a curated record.
CAAAGCAAAGUCAGAUUUGGGGAUCACCACUUUAAAUUUCAGUCUUUUAUUUUCCAGUUUAUUUUCUGUACCGUACAGUGUUUAGAGAUUCCUAAUCUCAGGCACUAAUUAAUCAAGUUUAAGGAUAUUUUCUAUAUCUUUGAAUUUUACUUUAUUUUUGUUGAAAAAUUACAUCAACAAAUUGGCGACCACAGUGGGAGAAAAUUGCUGAUCCAUAUGGCAAAUUUUCAAUUCCACAGUACAGCCGUUGGCUUUAUCACGGCAGAAGAAGCUUCCCAACUACGGGCCGAAUUGACAGCAGGUUUUCGGCAAAUGUACGACCAGCAGAUAGCAAAUCUGCAGGCAAUACAUGACGCAAUGCAAAACUUGAUGGAGCAAUCAAAAUUCAUGUUGAAUUCGGUUCCUGCACCGCCAGAAAUGUCAUGCCCCCAAACGGACAACGCCAUUCCUGAGCAUAUACCCAGUCAGACAGACUGGAGACAGGACCAAACAGGAGGACAGGCCCGACCAGGGACGACCGAAUGGACGGAGACAGGUCGGCAGGAUCACGACGCCUGGACGGACCAUGAUCGGGAAGACCACGUCGACUGGACGGACAAAAAUCGGGAGGACUACGUAACCUGGACGGAUACAGGUCAGGAGGACCCCGCCGAAUGGACGGAUACAGGUCAGGAGGACCCCGCCGAAUGGACGGAUACAGGUCAGGAGGACCCCGCCGAAUGGACGGACACGGGUCAGGUCGCCGACCAUAACUUUUCAGGCGAGCAAAAGAAUGACAGAACAACAGUGGCCGAAAGGAGGAAUAAGUCGGACGGGAGUCUGAAUACAAUGGUAGUGCAAGAUCGACCAACGUCCAGGCCAGCACCAGUCCGCGAUAAAUGGAGGUCGGGUCCAACGUAGCCUCAAAGGAUGGAGGUCAGAUCUGAGGCUGACGUAGCCUCGGAUGCUAACCUACUAACUCCUAAAACAUCAUAAGAAAUGAUGCUUAGGAGUCUUGAGGAGGAGGC